UCCCCAUGUCAAUAGUCAUUAAAUUUAAAAUCUCAACCAUAACAUAUUAACUUUAAGAUGAGAACAAGAAAAAGACGCUAUGGUCUUGAACAAGAAGAAAACUCACAUUGUUCAUCGAAGAAUCGUAACAAGCUGUCGCCGAGUGACCGAAUAUUAGUCUCUGCUAUGAGGGAGAAAGAAAAGCAGAGAUUAUUCAGCAUCUUCGGACACCCCGGUGCCUUAGUGAUCCCAUCAAAAAAUCAUGUUCCAGAAGUAGUGGGAAGCGAAGUUUUGAUUCCCUUUCCGUUUCCGUUUCACGUCCGGACAUUGAAGAACAAGUAUCUAAGACUCUUUCUGAUUUGGUAUUUUCUGGAAGAAUGGAUUUCGAUGACAUUGAAGAAGCGGAAAAAAUUGUAACUAAAAGCAAGAUCCAUAUGAGAGUUUUUCUGAAUGGAAAUCCAGAUCAGAGGGCCAACCUGAUUAAAGGGAAGCU
Molecule: messenger RNA, 472 nt
Organism: Helianthus annuus (common sunflower)
Lineage: Eukaryota; Viridiplantae; Streptophyta; Magnoliopsida; Asterales; Asteraceae
Exons: 2
Coding region: 58-396 (112 amino acids)
Source: RefSeq, a predicted model, not a curated record